AUGGACAAGUGCAAAUCUCUCCCAACAUCUGAUGCAGAGGCCUCAUCUUCUACUCGACAGGGUGAGGUCCUUGACUGCAUAGGAGAGUCGAGAUUUCCCUGCAAGAACUUCAUUUCCUUACUUGGCCAAGACUUGCUUCCAGUCAACACUUUCACACAGACCUUCCUACAGAGCAUCCUGCUGAGUGUGGACAGUACUGAUCCAGUGGUUGCCAAUGCUUGGAUGGAAACACUUUUAGAUGUGAUAGAUUUGCUACCCAAGGAAGUGAUAAAAGGAGAGAUUCUAUCUCUGGCUGUGAACAAAGGUCAGAUGUCCCAGCCUGUGCCUUCUCGUCUUCUCUGCUGCAAGUUGUUGGGCAAGAUGUGUGAGAAGUUUGAUGCUUAUGUGAUCAAGAAAGAAGUGCUUCCUGUUGUCUUGUCCCUCUGCCAAGAUGUAGAUUUCGAGGUCCGAGGCUCAAUGUGCGAGCGACUCGAUAUCAUUGCUCAAGGCUUGGGAUUAGAAACCACAAAAAAUUCUAUUCUCCCUGAACUUGUAGAGCUGGCAAAUGACGAGGAGAACUUUGUGCGUCUCACAGCUAUCGAGACUGUGGUGCGGAUGGUGCCCUUCUUGGAUGAUGACACCUGCACACAAAUCAUUAUUCCACUGAUGAAAAAAUUUUGUGAGAAUGCCUUGCAGUUAAAAGAUUCCACUCUCCCAGUCAUCACAAAGCAGUCUGGUCAACUUUGUCAUGGAUUAUGGGCCAACUUCAGCCAAGAACAGAAAGAUUGGUUCCUGGGGUUCUUCCGAGGGUCUGCAAAAUUGGGCCUUUCUAGUCAAGAAGCAAAUACAGAUUUCACUCCAAUGCCUGAUCUGUUACCUGAAGUUGACCACAAAGAUCGUUAUCGAGAGUGCAGGUCUGCUUGUGCUUACAAUUUUCCGGCAAUGGUCCUCUUUGUGGGAGCGGAGAGCUUUGAGAAGGAACUGUACCCGUGUUUUAAAGAGCUGUGUGCAGAUCCCUUUCCCAAUGUCAGGCGCACCAUGGCAUGCAGUUUUUAUGAAAUCUGCAGAUUACUUGGUCCCAGUUCCUCACUCCUGCAUUCAGAGCUGGUCCUCUUGCUACGAGACGAUUCCAUUGAGGUGUUGAAAGGACUGGUUCCAAGGCUCAUGGAGAUUCUAAAAGCUGUCUGUGUCGACUCCGAUUUCAAGGAUCUCCGUGAGAAAGAGCUGGUAAAAGCCCUUUUGGCCUGUGAGGAGAGGACCUCAGUGACGACCAGCUGGCGCCUUCAUGCAGACUUCCUAUCUCGUCUCUCUUGCCUGCCCUCUUCUCUAUCCUCGGAAGUUGUCUUCACCACAUUUGUACCGCUGCUUUUGCUUAAGAUGCACACUGCGCGUCCUGUGCCUUGCAGAACGGCAGCUGUUUACAGCCUGUUAGUCAUUCUGAGACACACUCCCAGCCUGGAGAGGAGGAAAGGUAUCAUCAACGAACUUAUCGGAGAGCUCUGUUAUGCAAAGAGUUGUCACAAGAGGAUGUUGUUCAUCCGAGUCUGUGAACUGGUGAUGGAACUGUUCUCCAAGAUCUUCUUUAAGAUCCAUUUCUUCCUACCACUGCUCGAUCUUUCUGCCGACCCUGUUCCAAAUAUCCGCCUGCGACUCUGCUCCGUUUUGCCCUCCCUCAAAGGGUUGCUGCAACUACCAAAAGACGGCAGCCUGCUGCAACAAUUGGAAUCUUGUAUCAAGAAACUUAUGACUGGGGAAAAAGAUCUGGAUGUUAUCUUUGCAGUUCGUGAGGCUAUUGAAAAAUUGGAUAAAAUAGAAGUGGCAACUGAUGUGAUCUCCAAGAGAUCCUCGUGUUUUGAAAUAGCACUUGACAGGAAAGACCGCCUCAAAGAAGAUGAAGAACGGCGACAAUUAGAGAAGGAAUUCAGUUCCAAACUCCAGAAGACUAAUGGUGUAUCAAAGCCCUCUACAGGCACCAGUGGCAAAGGAGGAAAAAUACCUAUAUUAAAAAGUGUCAAAAAAGAAAGGAGAACAUCCUCACUUGAAAUGGACCGUGAAUUUUCAAAGGAUGAUGUCUCAGUUCGGAGCUCCUCUGCCUCUAAAAUUCAACCUCCGAAGGGGGGUAUUCCAGUUUCUAGCCGAGAGAGUACAUCAUCUUCCACGCACACCUGGCCUCGUCAGAAACGUUCUACUGUAUUCCAUGAGGGACUUUCGGGCCAUCUUAGAUCUGCAACAAUGAUGCUUCCUACCUGCGAAAGCACAAAAAGCUCUAGGGAAUCCAGAAGAGAGGACUCAUCCUCUGUAGACAGGAAGCCCUCCAACACAAUCAGGAGGAAGCUCUGUGUGACUCCUCUUCCUUCACCAGAAAUUGUGAGGAAAUCUGUUGCUGCCUCUUUUGUACACAUGGAAAGCAAGAUUCCUACCCACUUUAAGAGAAAGUCUACAAAAGAGAAAACAGAUUCCUAGCCUUCUGUCAUCUUUGCCUUUAUUCAUUUCGCAUACAUCUCUCACCAUAUGUGCCAAAAUUAUAUUGACUCUGGCAUAUAUAUAUUUUUUUCAACAUUAUUUAUAUCAACAUACUUUGCAUUUAUUCAUUGACUUUAGUGCAAGAAAUUGUACUCCAUCAAUGUACCAAAAAUAUUGACUCAUAUGUUGAUGAUGCACAAAAAUAAGCCAACAUUAUUGAAAAAUAAACUGAGAUAGCAUUAUGUUAUUGUAUGUAAAAGACAAGGAUGAUUAAUUUGAGUUUUAGGGCAAGUAGUAAAAGUUGGAAAAGGCAAAAAGGGUUGGGGGUUGAGGAGGAAGGAUAAAUACUUUAUUUACCCAAUAAUGUGAAAACAGGCCUUCAGCGCAAUUGUGUUAGCUGCACAAAUGUGAGUUUAUGGUUUUGAUAACAAUCACACGCACCGUUUAGUUAAAUGUAGUAAGGGUUUAAGAACUGUGAUCUAGUAAAUAUAAAGUAAGAGUGCCUUAGACUGCUUAGCAUUGAAUGUGAUUGCAUAUAGAGACUAUUAAUACUAUUAAUUCAUUUAUGAAAACUAUGACCAAAUCCGUAGCUGUAUUGAAGUCCUCAUAUAUGAAAGUAGGUCAUUGGUCUUGUGGAAUAUAACAGGGAGUACUUUUUUAAAGUCAUUAGCUUUUAUUUUGUUUAUUUAAUUUGAAAAAGUAUUUUGUAUUGUAUUUUCUCUUAUGAAAAAAAUACAUUGUAUUUUGACAAAACAAUAUCCUAGACACUAUUAUGUGCAAUAAAGUUCAGUAAUGAAAAGCUUGCAUGUUUACAGAGAACAUGCAUUAAAAAAAUGCCUUUGCAUUAUUCAAAAGAAAAAAAUCUAGACUGGUCAUGAGGCAAACAAAAACAUCAGAUGCCGAAAGUCUAAUGUUUUCGAUCACAUUCUCUUAUAAGUUGAAUUAUUAUUCAACCGUGAGGAAGAAUAGAAUCGACGAAAUCGCUGAAUUGUGGAUGGUUAAAGAAUAUAAAUAAAGCUACAAAAGAAUUUUAGUUUUAUUUAUUUAUUUUGAAAAUGCAUCUUUCCAACUUCGGUGCAAUUUUUAGAGCAGAAUCUUUUUUAAAUGGCAAGAUCUUGGAAAAUCUUCUCUUUCACAAAAGAACUUUUGCACAAUUUUUAAAAAGAAAAACAUGCUGAGAGAGGGUAAGUUAGAGUUGAGUACUUAGUGCUAUCUGUACAUUUUCUGACAGAGAAAGGCAGUGUUGCCAGAUUGGGGGAAAUUUCCCCAUUUUGGGGAAAUCUGGUGCUCUCUGGGGAAAUUUUGGGGAAAUGGGUUUUGAGGGGAAUUCUUUGGGGAAAUUUUUUUUUCUUAGGAAAAACCUGGGGAAAAGAAAUUGUGAUUAAAUUUGCAUCUUGACAUCUGGUAGUUACAUUCAAACAGCGUUGGUUUAGCUUUGCUCAACUUUAUGGAAUUCGCAUUUCGUAUUAGGUGGAAUAUUAUGCUAUGGAAUUUGCAUUAAUAGUUUUGCGUGAGUUACUAGUUGAUACGUGAAACAGGCAAAAAUAAGUGUAUGAAGAAUGUUCUUGGAUUAUAUACAAAAAUCAUAGUUUAAAUGCACAUACAGAAGCAGAGUAGUAAAUGCGAGUAGAAAAAAAAUAUUUGGCUAUUUCCUAUCUCUCGGUCAGGCGCUUGUAUUUAUGAUUAGUGGCACCUGCACGGCUUUGCCCGUAGUAGAAAAUUAAAAGGUAUUUUGGAAACCCUGUUUAUUUACAAAUAAUGCAUGAUGAAUUUCUCGCCAAUUGGCUUGCCCACGUUACGGUUCCACGUUAUGAUAAUUUGGUAGUUAGUUGUCCAUCUUAUGAUAAUUUUGCUCGGGAAAAUGUUCUUAAAAUUGGAAUAGAAAAAGAACAAAAUCGAAUUUUUGAAAAAUCGCUUAAAGGUGCACAUCCCCAUGCUACAAACUGAUUCUUUGCCAAAUUUCAUGAAAAUCAGUCGAACUGUCUAGGUGCUAUGCACGUCACAGAGAUCCUGGCAGAGAGAGAGAGAGACUUUCAGCUUUAUUAUUAGUAAAGAUAAAAAAUAUAAAGACAAAAAAAAAGCAAAAAUGGGAAGAAAAAAAAGUUGGGGAAUUUUAUAAAAAAAUAUGGCUAUUUGGAGGAAAAAAUUGUAUUUGGAGAAUUUUGAUAGAAAACAUUGCUUUUUGGGGAAAAGUUGGGAGGGAAUUGGGGAAAUCUGGAUUUGACCAUCUGGCAACACUGGAGAAAGGAGAGAGCAACUUUUUCAUACCCAAAUUCAGUUUAAGUGUCACAAAUUUUAAAGGUUCAAAUUAUCAGAACCCAUUUCAGAUCCUUUACACAAGUAAAAGGCUAGUAGUAUUUUCACAAAGUAAAUCACAUAUUCUUAUAAAAUUAAUUGGUUAUUCAAUUAAAAAAGUAAAAAAAAUCCAAAGAAAACUCAUUGGAGAAGUAAGAGAUGAAUGCUUUGAAACUUUAAAAAUUUUGUGAGAAGGUUGGUUUUUCCAAAUUGUGAAAGGACCGUUGCUUAUGUUGGCAUAUUUUUUGCUUCAUUUAAUGUACUUACUUUUUCUGUUAGCAUGUUGUUGUUACUGUUUGUACUUAUUUUUAGGAGUGAAGUGUGAUCUUUUGCCUGGUGCAAAUUUUUGUUGAGUAUAUAUUUUUAGACUGAUCAGAUUUUAUUAUUAUUACUAUUUAUUAUCUGUACCAUGGAGUAAGAAGGAAAGUGAGUUUCUUUGAUGGAUUCUAAAUGCAGUUUGAAAUCCUCCGAGCAUUACCAUCUUCCCUUUGCUCCCAUGAUACUUCUGAGUAGGGUGGCAAAGAACCAAGGUGGGCCCC
Messenger RNA from Uloborus diversus, 5276 nucleotides. RefSeq names its product serine/threonine-protein phosphatase 4 regulatory subunit 4-like. Bases 1 to 2442 code for a protein of 813 amino acids. NCBI's taxonomy places the organism in Eukaryota, Metazoa, Arthropoda, Arachnida, Araneae, Uloboridae. Gene Ontology annotation, molecular function: protein binding; protein phosphatase regulator activity. The record is from RefSeq and is a predicted model, not a curated record. The transcript is spliced from 23 exons. Gene Ontology annotation, cellular component: cytosol; protein serine/threonine phosphatase complex.